Messenger RNA from Folsomia candida, 1060 nucleotides. RefSeq names its product phospholipid phosphatase 6. The record is from RefSeq and is a predicted model, not a curated record. Gene Ontology annotation, molecular function: sphingosine-1-phosphate phosphatase activity. The coding region runs from base 145 to 819 and encodes 224 amino acids. The transcript has 4 exons. NCBI's taxonomy places the organism in Eukaryota, Metazoa, Arthropoda, Collembola, Entomobryomorpha, Isotomidae.
ACACACACACAACGAAUAUGACUCAAGGUGAUCCAGCAGCUCUAACCACAGCUGACUAAAAUUGAGAAUCGGGAACCGAAAUAUAUUUCUUGAAAUAUUUAUUUACUGUAGAAAAAUUUUGGUAAUAAAUCCUCCAGCUUGAAAAUGACAUCCUUUUCAUCUGGUGGUACGUCUUCAUCUUCUGACCGAGUUCCUCCUGCCCUCAAAAAGGUAUUAAACUUGGACAUAAGUCUGACAAAAAAGUUUGUUAGUGGGGUUGAACGUGCGUUUCCCGUCGUUGCAUCUCCUGCUGGACGAACUUACAUGAAAGCAUUAGAGAUCUCAUGCCACGGACUCCCUUGGUUUGCUUUGACCCUUAUAUCGAUUUAUCUUCUGCGAAGUAUAGACUCUCGUGAAGUCGAGAUUAAUCUUCUAUUUGGUCUAAUUUAUGACGUUAUGCUGGUCGGCUUUGUGAAAGCGCUUACUCGUCGAAAUCGUCCAUCGAGCAACGUAAACGACGACAUGUUCAUGACCCGUGGCGUGGAUAAGUUCAGCUUCCCAUCUGGUCAUGCUUCUCGAGCAGUUUGGGUCGCCUUGUUCUUUACGCAGUGGGCAAUUCCGGAAAUGUCGAUCAUUUUCAGAGUCCUCCUCCUCGGUUGGGCGGGGGCAGUUACGGUAUCAAGAGUUCUUUUGAGGCGACAUCACCUUCUAGACGUGGCGGCAGGUGUAGGACUCGGUUUUGCCGAAUUUCUUCUAUCAGGAAUCUUGUGGGUUGGCCCUGAGGCGUGUAAAUGGCUGGGCGAUUGGAUUGCUUCUUCGGAGGAUGAGUAUAAUGGAUAAUUAUAAGGACAAAAAAAUCAUCAUAUCUUAAGCUUAAAAUGACAAUGCAUAUGGUACAUAUUUCAAUGACAAGAAUAUAAUUGACAAUUAGGAAAUUUCGAAAUUUUAUUUUGACUGUGAUUGAAGUCUACUAAUAGUAGUUAUGCAAUAAUGAAUGACUCAGAAACGUAUACGAUAUUUUGUGCAACUAAUAAUCCUACCCCCUGAAGCUUGCAUAAGUCAAUAAACUUGUUCAUUUAAA